Triticum urartu is the source of this 1692-nucleotide messenger RNA. RefSeq names its product F-box protein At2g23160-like. Gene Ontology annotation, molecular function: protein binding. NCBI's taxonomy places the organism in Eukaryota, Viridiplantae, Streptophyta, Magnoliopsida, Poales, Poaceae. The record is from RefSeq and is a predicted model, not a curated record.
UUUACUACUCUUCUAACAAAAAGAGUUUUACUACUACGACUCUGUCCUCUGGACAAGAAAAGCAUCAGCGUCCACAUUCGUCUUCCUCUGCGCUCGGAGAAGCCCCUCGCCGCCGGCUGCAUCACCGCCGCCCCUCGCCGCCCUAAACCGAUCCAAGAUCUGCCCCCUGCCUAGGCCCUUCCGCUUCCGCUCCAUGGAGGAGGCGGAGAAAGGGGAGCUCUUGGAGAGGAACACCAAGCCGAGGUUGGACAGCCAUCCUGGGGAGACGUCGGAUGCGGCCGGCGUGUUCACCGACGACAUCAUCCUGGAGAUCCUCUCCCGCCUCCCGGCCAGAUCCCUCCACCGCUUCAAGUGCGUCUCCGUGCCCUGGCGCGACCUCAUCACCGACCCCGCCAACCGCAAGAAGCUCCCCCAGGUCCUCGCCGGCUUCCUGUACAUGUCCUUCCUCAGCGGACACCACCACCACUUCGCCAGCGUCGCCGGCGGCGCAGCCCUGUUCGACCCUUGCCUGCAGCCAAACAAGUACAAGCACAUGGAGCAGGUAGACGCCUGCAAUGGCCUCCUUCUCUACCGCGGCUGCACCAAGAAUUUGGCCCCUUGGGAUUGGACAGAGGAUGAUUGCCGUUUUGUCGUGUGCAAUCCUGCCACUGGGAGCUGGGUGGAGCUGCCCCCUCAACCUCAACCGCAAGAGCCGGCGAAAGGGCGUAGCCGUGUCGCAGGUCUGGCUUUUGAUCCGGCGGUCUCAUCCCAUUUCCAUGUUCUUCGUUUCGAGGAGGCAGACUCAUCGAGCGUGACAGGAGUGAGCAUCUACUCGUCGCGGACAGGAGCCUGGAGUCAUAGGGACAGGGUGAUGGCUGAGGAAGUUACACUGUCGUAUACCACUAGAUGUAUCUUUGCUGGCGGCGUGCUCUACCUGAUGGGCUUCCUUCCGAGCACCAACAACGACCAUGUGCUGCUGGCAGUGGACAUGGCUGGGAAAGUGUGGAAGACCAUCAGUGUGCCGUAUGCCCGGAGAUUAGCUAUGAUUGGAUCGUCCCAGGGGUGCUUACACUAUGCUCUAGCUUCCGACAAUGAUAACAACAACAUCCAUGUUUCUGAGAUAAAACUCUGGUGCCUCAAGGAUUGUGAUAGGAAGGAAUUGGUCCUGAAACGUACAGCCAGCAUCGAUAAGUUUACGGGCAUGACUAUGAAGAAUUACAGGGUGAUAGGGAUCCAUCCAGAUUGCGACACCAUUUUCUCGGUUCCAUGUGGAGGUCAUACGUUGGUAGCGUAUGAUAUGCAGCAUCAGAAAGUUGGAUGCAUCCUUGAUCUUGAGAAAAAUAGUACACAACGAUUUCUACCCUAUGUUCCUCUGUUCUCAGAGUCAUUAGCAGAUGCAAAUGGGCGGUAGCUUUACCUUCAAUGCUUCCUCCAAGAAUUGGCUUUUCUAUCAGCUGAAUUAUUUGUGCGUAUCUCUGAAUCUACUUCAGUCAUGCCGCUCAAUUUGCUGGUGCUUACACUCCUCUUGCUUGGUUUUCAGUUCAGAGCAAUGCCUGGUAAACCUACAGAUUAAGCAUAGUGUUAACUCCAAAGAACACUGUUACUCUUGUUCUUGUUUGCCUAGCACUGGCUAUUGUUCUUGUUUGUAACCAGCCUUCUUGUCCAUAACAAUCAGUUAUUAUGAUUAUCCUAAAUGCUAGUGCAGAUUGUGAA